AUGGAAGAGGAGGACGAGGAUGUGAGGAAGAAAAAGAGAAAAUUCCAGCAAUGGGGGUGGGUUGUGGUUUUAGUACGUGGGAGUGGGGCCCCCGAUUCUAGGGCUUUCCUCCAUCUCCCCCCACCUUCUCCACUCACUCCGAUACUUUCCAUGACAAAAGGGAAGCUUAUAUUGAUUUGCCAGUCUGGUGGUGAGUUUAUUACCCAUGAUGAUGGAACCUUAUCAUACGAGGGAGGAGAGGCAAAUGCUGUGAAUAUAAAUCAAGAUACUUCUUUUGAAGAUCUGAUAAUGAAAUUGGCUGAAAUGUCUAAUUUAGAUCACCGAACAAUUUCGAUCAAGUACUUUCUCCCAGGAAACAGGAGGAAUCUCAUCACUUUGAGAAAUAACAAAGACUUGAAAAGAAUGAUUGAUUUUCAUGGGCAUUCAGUGACUGCCGAUGUUUUUGUCAAUGGUAAAGAAGGAUUUGACCGUGAUGCCAUCAAAAUACAUGCUAGCAGGGAAAAUGUUAUAAAACUGGCAGAGACCGUAAAUCAUGUUGGCGCACCCUCAACUUCUAUCAAUACAGUUGCCCUUGAUGUUGAACCUCUCUCUGCCCAUGCUAUUGCUGAACUUGAUGCUUAUGCUCCUCUUCAUGCUCCUACUGGUUCUGCUGCAGCGUCUGAUGCUGACGGUUCAAGCGGCAGUCAUGCAUCGACUGCCUCAUCUCCAUCUUCUGAACAUGAUUCCGAUUACGAUUCUGAUUAUAAGCCGCGCGUAUCUGUUGCUUUUGACAUAAAUUCUCCAAGCCCAACUGGCAUUGAUACAAGUAAUAGCCCAGCAGAUGCGGUUAAAAAGCGGAGGCGCACUGCCUCAUGGAAGAGUGGUGCACACGGUCCAAUGGUGGUUGCAGUUGGUGAUAAUGAUGUAGAAAGAAGAUCGCGGAAAAGGAAGAACCAAAAUAAAAGUACUGUUGCUGUAAGUGAUGAUAGUGUCUCAGCUAUUGCUUUCUAUGAUGAUGAUUUGCCAGAGAAAGUAGUUGCUGAAUGGAAAGAUCGUAUUACUGGUGUGGGGCAGGAUUUCAAAAGUGUGAAAGAAUUUCGGGAGGCACUGCAGAAGUAUGCUGUUGCUCACCGCUUUGUUUACAAAUUGAAAAAGAAUGACGCUAAUCGUGUGAGUGGCAUAUGUAUUGCGGAGGGCUGUUCUUGGAAAAUUCAUGCAUCUUGGGUUCCUGCUGACGAGUCGUUUAGGAUAAAAAAGUUUGACAAUACACAUACAUGUGGAGGGGAAUCUUGGAAGAAUGCUCAUCCAUCCAAGAAUUGGAGAAACUCGAAGGGGCCAUUCAAUGGGGAAGGACGAGGUGCCUUACCUGGACUGUUUCUAGCUGCUGGACAUGCAGCUCGACUCAAUGUUUUCAAAAAGUUCACCGAGCAGAUUAGAGAGAUUUCUCCAAAUGCUUAUGAUUGGGUUAUUCAAAUUGAGCCGGAGCAGUGGACAAGUUCGCUAUUCAAAGGUGAGCCAUAUAACCAUAUCACACAACAUGUAGCAGAACCAUAUGCUAAGCUGAUGGAGGAAAUACGGGAAUCAACUAUAAUGCAGAAGAUAGAAAGCCUAAUAUGCAUGGUGAGUGAAUUGAUAAAUACUCGUCAAACAGAGUCAAGUAAAUGGACUACAAAACUCACUCCAUCCAAAGAGAAAAAGAUCCAGGACGAAGCUUUUAAAGCAGAAAAUCUGCAAGUGUUUAUGGCAUCAGAUACUCUAUUUGAGGUUCAUGACGAAUCUACUCAUGUAGUGAAUAUUGAGAAACAGGAUUGUACUUGCCUAGAAUGGAAAGAAUGUGGAUUACCAUGUCGACAUGCUAUCGCUUCCUUCAAUAUUGCUAGGAAGAGUGUGUAUGAUUAUUGUCCAAGACACUUCAGCAUUGAUGCUUACAAGUCGACAUAUUCAGAGUCCAUAAACCAUAUUCCUGAAAUUGGUGCACCAGUGGGAACCGAAGAGACUGAUUCUGACGCCACGCAUGUGCUUCCUCCUCCCCCUCGAUCACCAGAUCAACAACACAAGGCAAAGAUCAAAAUAGAGGAUCCAGAUAAGAGGACAGUCACUUGUUCGAAGUGCAAGCAACUCGGGCAUAACAAAGCAUCAUGCAAGACCAGCUUGUAG
Molecule: messenger RNA, 2136 nt
Organism: Fraxinus pennsylvanica
Lineage: Eukaryota; Viridiplantae; Streptophyta; Magnoliopsida; Lamiales; Oleaceae
Source: the annotation of a GenBank genome assembly